UGACACUUCUCUCUACAAGACGACUGUCUGACAGCAUGUCAGGACACUACAACUAGUGCUGACCCCAAGACCGCAGCCACAGUCUCAGUCUAAAUUAAUCACUGACAAGAUCAGACCUAAAAAUUCCGAGGUCUGGCUGGUCCAAGAUGGUCAUGUAACAGGUAAAUGCAUACACUGCGGAGCUCAUCUGUAGCCACAUUGGCUAAAGCUGUCUGCAAAUUGUCCCCAAGAUUAAAGAGCACAGCAGGGAGACCUUCGGCUCCACUGGGCUCACGUUUUCUGACCAAUCCUGAUGACGUCUUUAAGCACAACAUGUGGGAUCAUGUACAAUGGACAGAAGAGGACAAAGAAAAUGCUCGACAGAGGAUAGAAGAAAAUUCCUGUAUACAAAUUCCUUUACAGGAGCAAGGUAAAUUUGACACUGAUGCUUGCCAGUACUGGGACAAGUUUUAUGGGAGGCACCAGGAUAAGUUCUUCAAAGAUCGCAACUGGCUGUUUUUAGAAUUCCCAGAACUGCUUCCCCCAGGUGCAAAAAGUGAAUUAACUAACAGGUGUCUGCGUGAUCAGCAGCCAGCACUGCCUACUGGCUCCAGCACAGACACAGAGACCAACAGACAUAACAGAAGUCCAGACACUGCCGAUCUUCAGGAGUCCUGUCAAAAAGUGGUGCCAGAAAACGAUGACGCUGCCACACAAACUGCUACUUUCCCUGGCCAGCAUGCAUCUUUUAGGAUCUUGGAGGUUGGAUGUGGAGUGGGUAACAGUGUCUUUCCCAUCAUUAACACCAUAAAAGAAAAGGAUGCAUUUUUAUACUGUUGUGACUUCUCCCCACGUGCCAUUCAGCUGGUCAAGGACCAUCCAGACUACAACGACUCUGUGUGUCAUGCUUUUGUUCAUGACGUUUGUGAGGAGAACACCUCCGUUCCCUUCCCUCCUUGCAGCCUGGAUGUUAUUCUGACAGUCUUUGUGCUCUCUUCCAUUCAUCCGAACCGAAUUCAAGGAGUUGUGAACAGACUAUCUACAUACCUGAAACAUGGAGGGAUAUUCCUCUUCCGUGAUCAUGGGAGAUAUGACUUCUCACAAGUCAGGUUUAAAAAAGGUCGGUGCUUAUCAGAGAAUUUCUACACACGUGGAGAUGGAACCUGUGUGUACUUUUUCACUAAAGAAGAAGUUCAUGAUUUAUUUUCCAAUGCUGGACUGGAAAAAGUUCAGAAUCUGGAGGACAGACGACUUCAAGUGAACAGAAGAGAGAAGGUUGCUAUGCAUCGGGUUUGGAUGCAGAGCAAAUACAGGAAAUUGUAUCCACCCUCAGCAUCUUAACACACCACCAUGCACAGCUUAUGUUGAAAAUGACUUUUUAUACUUUGCUACUUAUUCAUUCAAUCCUGUUUUUAUGUUUUUGUUUUACUGCCAGAGGAGUAUUAUUACAACAACAAAAAUAUAUGCAAUAAACUUACAAAACAAAGCUGUGGUACUGUCUGGUAAGAUGACUGUUAAUACUCUCUCAAAAUAGGUCCAUGGAGAAAACACAGUGAAUAUAACUGGACUUUAAAAUGGCUGAUGAUUAAAGUUUGGAAUAAAAUGAAUAUUUCCGUAUUAGGACUACAUACCAUAUGACAACUGGGACAAAUUACAUUCAUAAUAAUAGAUCAUUCAGAUCCUGUACUUGGGUGAAAGUAACAAUGCCACACUGUACCAAAACUCUAAUAUGAACAAAGGUCCUGCAUUCAAAACCAUACUUAAGUAUGUAAACAUUAUCAGAAGGAGUAGUAGGACUAUUCUGUCUGCAUUAAAAUGGUCAUGUCAGUGUUUUACUAAUGUAUUUAUAAUUUUUGGAUCAAUAUUACUGCUACAUAAAUGUGUAUUUAGCAUUUUACUGCUGUAGUCCUUCAAGGUGUAGCUCAUUUUAACUACUUUAUAUACUGUUGGUAAGUUUAAUCUAGAGGUUUACAUCAUGUUCUAUAAAGUCAUUAUAUGAUUGUAGUGUUGUUGUCUUAUGAGAACCAUGCAGAGUUGGAAAGACCUGUCAGAUUAAACUGGUAAAACCGAGA
Acanthopagrus latus (yellowfin seabream) is the source of this 2051-nucleotide messenger RNA. It is a transcript of the gene mettl8, whose product is annotated as methyltransferase like 8. Gene Ontology annotation, molecular function: tRNA (cytidine-N3)-methyltransferase activity. Bases 166 to 1320 code for a protein of 384 amino acids. NCBI's taxonomy places the organism in Eukaryota, Metazoa, Chordata, Actinopteri, Spariformes, Sparidae. The transcript has 11 exons. The record is from RefSeq and is a predicted model, not a curated record.